AAUGCAGAACUCAAGCCUCUUUCAUCGGGGCACAGACUUCCUUUUACUCCUUCCUUUUGCACUCUCGCCGCCUCCUCCCGGGGAGAAGCGGAGGCACCGGCGGCCCGGGACAGCGACAGGCCGGGCUACCGCGGCCGUGCGUCAAGCUUCUUUCUGGAAGUGCGGGACAGGGCCGGGCUGGUGUACGGCUCGGAGCAAUGGAGCCGGCCUUUGGGGAGGUGAACCAGCUGGGAGGAGUGUUCGUGAACGGGAGGCCGCUGCCCAACGCCAUCCGGCUUCGCAUCGUGGAACUGGCCCAGCUGGGCAUCCGACCGUGUGACAUCAGCCGCCAGCUACGAGUCUCGCACGGCUGCGUCAGCAAGAUCCUGGCGCGCUACAACGAGACGGGCUCGAUCUUGCCAGGAGCCAUCGGGGGCAGCAAGCCCCGCGUCACCACCCCAACCGUGGUGAAGCACAUCCGGACCUACAAGCAGAGGGACCCGGGUAUCUUCGCCUGGGAGAUCCGGGACCGCCUGCUGGCGGACGGCGUGUGUGACAAGUACAACGUGCCCUCGGUGAGCUCCAUCAGCCGCAUCCUGCGCAACAAGAUCGGCAACUUGGCCCAGCAGGGCCACUACGACUCCUACAAGCAGCACCAGCCGGCGCCGCAGCCCGCGCUGCCCUACAACCACAUCUACUCGUACCCCAGCCCCAUUACGGCGGCUGCGGCCGCCAAGGUGCCCACGCCGCCCGGGGUGCCCGCCAUCCCCGGUUCGGUGGCCAUGCCGCGCACCUGGCCCUCUUCGCACUCUGUCACAGACAUCCUGGGCAUCCGCUCCAUCACCGACCAAGGAGUGAGCGACAGCUCCCCCUACCACAGCCCCAAGGUGGAGGAGUGGAGCAGCCUGGGCCGCAACAACUUCCCUGCCGCCGCCCCGCACGCGGUGAACGGGCUGGACAAGGGAGCCUUGGAGCAGGAAGCCAAGUACGGGCAGGCACCAAAUGGGCUCCCAGCUGUGAGCAGUUUUGUGUCAGCAUCCAGCAUGGCUCCUUACCCUACCCCGGCCCAAGUGUCACCUUACAUGACCUACAGCGCUGCUCCUUCUGGCUAUGUUGCUGGACACGGAUGGCAACAUGCCGGCGGCACCCCACUGUCCCCCCACAACUGUGACAUUCCCGCGUCACUGGCGUUCAAGGGAGUGCAGGCAGCCAGAGAAGGGAGUCAUUCUGUCACCGCUUCUGCACUCUGAUGGGAACUUCCGUCUCCAGCAGCUUCACCGGGGUCCCCCUGGCAGCACAUCCUCCCCUCUUCCCAGGUGUCACAUCCCACCCCUCCCUCCCGAGAGAGCUGGCUUUAUGGACUGACAUCCUUUAUGCUGAUGACAUUUAAAUAUUUCUUGCCAUAACUUCUCUCUUGCAGAAAACCUGACAUGACGUUAGGAUUUUAAAAACAAAAGCAUCGUUAAGGAUUCAAUGAGACAUUUGUGUUGCCCACACACUGUUUUAAUGUAGUGAAGAAAGCUACACCCCUCAAAGGGCUUAAGGAACUUUUAAAACUAGUCUUUGGUAAAACCACACAUGUAUAUUUAUUCUAAAUCAACCUGAACUUUUGAAACGUGCAAUUGUUGAGAUUUUGUGAAAUCAAUAAAGGAGAACACAUAUAGAAAAAAGUUAUGCUACAUCCUCUAAUCAAACAAGGUGACCAAGUAAGCCUUAAUUCAUCAUUAGGAAACCAAUCAAUGAUUGACAUGGUUGAGUGAUCCUUUGCUUAUUUUUGAGAAAUGACCUAUUGUAAUUGAAAAAUAUGUGUAGAAUUCAAGCAGUACCUGAAUCUAGCUCCUCUUGGUGUUUUGACUUGGUUCCAAAUACAAUAAUGUUUAUAUUUCCUAUUAGUUUGUAAAUAAGGACUCUGGGUGGUGCAUUUGUGUCUUCAUUCCAUGGGAUAUCUCCCUCCCCUCAGCCCCAUCCCCUAUUUUUUCUUUCUUUAUUUUGCUAAGGUGACUUUCUGGCCACGUCUUUGUCUCUGUUUGGUGGUGGGCUGCUUGGGCUCCUGCACCUGGACUUGCCCCCAGAUCUGUGUGUGCAGUGAAGGCUUCAAUAUCUCAUGAAGGACACUUUCUUUCUACAGCAGAGGACUCAAAAAACAAACAAACAAACAAACAAACAAAACCAAAAAAACCAAACACCAGAUAUAACAAGCCAGUCUCCCAUUUUUUAUCCUAAUCAAACAACACACAUGCCAAGCAUAUAAAGACAAGAGGGUGGAAAAUAUCUGAGAAAGAAGGCUCUAAAGAAAGUCACUUAGAAACUUACAUUUAAUGUGAAACGCUUUGCAAAGACACUUAAAAUGAACUUUUUGUUAAGAAAACCACUGUGAAACUAAAUUGUACUGUUAUUGUUGGCUUACCUGUGUGUUCAGCAAUCUCAGCCCAAAAUGAUGUUGUAAUGUAAAGAAAAUGGAAAAUCCUGCUCUAGUGAAUGUAACGAUGGCUUGCUGUGAAGUUUACAUUGUUGUACAGAGCAUGUUUCACAUGUAGGUAAACUGGUGAUGGUGACAGAAAUACACAUGCUAUUUAAUUUUAACAAAUUCCCUUUAUUCAUUUCUGGAAUUACAGAACACAGUUUAACUGGUAAAUCUUUCUAGAGCAACUCACCUUUCACUUUAAUGUUAGUAAUUGCUGUGGGGGUAUUUGUGUGUGUGAGUGUGAUUAUGUGUUGUAGUUCAAAAGGCAAAAUUCUACAGUUUUUAUCCAGUCUGUUUAGGAAGUUCUUUCUGCUUGGUAAUAUAGGCUUAAAAAUGCAUUUUUAAAACAUUGGUACAAUUCAUCUAUUGGAAAAAUUAAUAUAUUGUGGGUUUUUUUGGGUGUUAAUCCUGUGCAAUAACUAAAAGAGCACCUCACUAGAUAUAGAUGUUAAAGAUGCAUUCGUUAGGUGAUUUUGAUUUCUUCCUAUCUGUGCUGUGCACAGCCUACAUGGCAAUCCAGUUCCACCACAUCGGUCUCAUGGCUUCAUUUAGAACUCAGCUGGCGAGAUUAGCUAGAUGUUCACGUCACUGGACGUAAACAGUGAGUAGACUUCUGACACACAAGCUACGUUCAAGGAACUGCUUUCCUCAAGCAGCAGAUACCUUCUAGAAAAGCUUUGAACUGCAUGUAUUUCUAACGCAACCGAAAUUCAGUGCUACAAACAGAGGAUUAUAACUUCAGGAGAGGAAUAAGCGGAAGGAACAGACGAACUCUCAGGGCCACAGUCUUCCUUUGAUCUUAUAAAACUCCUGUUGACAUCUGGACUUCCCAGUCUGGUAAGAACAUAGACUAUAAACCCAAUGAAACAAAGAUCCAGUCUAAUAUUUUGGUGGAGACUUUAAAAUCAUACCAUACAGGGACUCUCCUGCCAUCCGGAAAAAUAGACAAAAGGUAUAGAAUUAUUCUUUAUCAAAUAUUUUUAGGUGACUAUUAGGGGUCUUUAAAAACUAUCAAUUGUAUGGAAACUCAACUAAAUGUUAUUUUAUCUAAAUUAAGAAAUCUCUUGUUAUUAUGUUAUUUAUACUAUUUUCUGAUUCUUGUGCUUUUUUUAAAAAAAAACUAAUAUUAAUUGUAUCAAAGUUUUUUUUUCUCCCUUUACCCCCACCCAGGUCUUCUCUUAACAACUGUCAAUUCACAUGGAAUAAUUUUAAAGGACAACAGAAAGUCCAAACACAAUUGCUAUUCAAAACAAGCUAUGAUUUAAAGCUACUUUUAAAAACUAGAAGGAUAAUGGGAUGGGAUAUGUGGUUGGAACUGUUAAACAUUAUUAUUAUUGGUUGGUGUUACACAUCUCCUCUGUUUCUUAGAGGGUACAAGUGUUGGUGUUGGUUAUAAACUGACGAAUGCACUCUUCAGAACCUCUUUUCCAUUUCAUCUGCGUGGAGAGGUUAAAGCCUCAUUUCCAAGGCCUCUGUGCAGGCGGUACCCUCUCUCUCACAGGAUGUAAGACUAUUACCUGCAAGGAUAGAACGCAGUUGUACAGAGACAUAUCUUAUUUCUCUUCAUUUUUCUGUUUUUAAUGACCCUCUUAUUGGAGUACUGGGCUGAAAUAUAAAUUAAAAAACACGUUGGAAAGGAUGUACAACAGAAGGCUGUGUAUGUAUAUACAGAAUGUCAAAAAGCCUUUUAUUUUUAU
Molecule: messenger RNA, 4140 nt
Organism: Lepus europaeus (European hare)
Lineage: Eukaryota; Metazoa; Chordata; Mammalia; Lagomorpha; Leporidae
Gene: PAX9
Product: paired box 9
Exons: 4
Coding region: 198-1229 (343 amino acids)
Biological process (GO): regulation of transcription by RNA polymerase II; anatomical structure development
Molecular function (GO): DNA-binding transcription factor activity, RNA polymerase II-specific; RNA polymerase II cis-regulatory region sequence-specific DNA binding
Source: RefSeq, a predicted model, not a curated record